UAAUAUGGUUUUAUUGCUGAGCGAAGCAGGAAACAACAUUAUGAGAAAAAAUGAGUUUUACCGUGCGAGACGCGCUGGUCAGAAACCUGGAAGAAUUAGGUGAAAGAAACUUUAAAAGAUUCCGGACCAAACUAAAUGAGUUUCCAGUGGAAGAACCGUACAGGAGCAUUCCGAAGGCACGUCUGGAGAAGGCGGACGAAGACGAUGUUGCAGAUCUCAUUCUUGCAGCUUAUUCCAAUCCCUACGGGGUAACGGUGACCCUCGAGGUGCUGCGGCAAAUCGACCAAAAUCAAAUAGCAGAAAAAUUAGAACAAGACUUGGAGAAAGCCAGCAAUUACAAGAAGCCAAGUAACGGAGACAAACCUGCUGGUAUGAUGGGCACACAGCCGGCAGACACUGCUGCAGAGCACUUCGUGGACAGACACAGGGCAGAGCUGAUCAGCAGGAGGGGUCUGGUGGAUCCUGUACUUGAUGCUCUCCUGUCCAGGAAGCUUCAUACAGAUGAACAUUAUUCCAUUGUCCGCAGUAAGACCACCUCUCAGGAGAAGAUGAGGGAGCUCUAUGAAUUUUCCAGAUCUUGGGGUGUUGGUGACAAGGAUACUUUCUACCAGAUACUACGGAAACACAACAAACCGCUCAUCAUUGACCUGGAUCGCUCUGGCAGCUGCUAGAUUGUAAGCCUUUCUGGCAAGGUCCUGUGUAUCUUUACCCAACACCAAUCACUUGGUCACAGUUUGAA
Messenger RNA from Pelobates fuscus (common spadefoot toad), 739 nucleotides. RefSeq names its product PYD and CARD domain containing (gene PYCARD). The transcript has 3 exons. The record is from RefSeq and is a predicted model, not a curated record. Gene Ontology annotation, biological process: innate immune response; regulation of apoptotic process; inflammatory response. NCBI's taxonomy places the organism in Eukaryota, Metazoa, Chordata, Amphibia, Anura, Pelobatidae. Bases 51 to 671 code for a protein of 206 amino acids.